This is a messenger RNA of Triticum dicoccoides, 1301 nucleotides long. Its product is annotated as glycine-rich protein 5-like. The record is from RefSeq and is a predicted model, not a curated record. The transcript has 2 exons. Lineage: Eukaryota; Viridiplantae; Streptophyta; Magnoliopsida; Poales; Poaceae. The coding region runs from base 37 to 1005 and encodes 322 amino acids.
CUGCGAGCUCCUUCAUUGCGCCACCGCCGGCCAUGCAUGGCUACCUCCCCUCCCCACCACCUUCCCCUGUCCUCUCGCGUCACAUGGCCAGUCCAGUGCACAGCUGACCAUCCAUUCAAUGCUACGCAGCUUUCCAGCAGCUAUAUAACACGCCGGCCGGCUGCAGACAUUGGAGACCCAAGCUUCUUCUUCAGUAAGCUUGUAGCCAGCCAGCCAGCCAUGGGGAGGGGGAACGGAGUGAUGGGGAGCAAAGCUGUGGCGCUCGCGCUGCUGCUCUGCCUGAGCAGCGCGGCGGUGGGCGCGUGGGCGAGGCCCGUCGCGAACAAGGGGAAGCACGCCGCAGACGAGAAGUUCCUGUUGCUGAAGAAGCACUUCGGCAAGGGACUUGGAGGUGGCCUUGGGAAGGGUGGUGGGCUCGGUGGAGGUGGCGGUGGCGGCUACGGUGGUGGAGGAGGGCUCGGUGGCGGUGGCGGCUACGGUGGUGGAGGAGGGCUCGGUGGCGGUGGCGGCUACGGUGGUGGUGGAGGACUAGGUGGUGGCGCUGGCCAUGGUGUCGGUGGAGGUCUUGGUGGUGGGUUUGGCAAAGGCGGCCUUGGCGGUGGUUUUGGUAAAGGUGGAGGUCUUGGCGGAGGCAUCGGUAAAGGUGGUGGUCUUGGUGGUGGAAUAGGCCAUGGCAUCGGCGGUGGAUUCGGUAAAGGCGGAGGUCUUGGCGGCGGCAUCGGCAACGGUGGAGGACUCGGUGGUGGUGCCGGUGGCGGGUAUGGCAAUGGUGGUGGUCUUGGAAAUGGAGGCGGGCUCGGAGGCGGCAUCGGCCAUGGACUCGGUGGUGGCAUUGGAAAGGGUGGGGGUCUCGGUGGCGGCUUUGGCAAAGGUGGUGGACUAGGGGGCGGCUUUGGCGGUGGAGACGGCGGAGGCGGCGGUUUUGGCGGAGGCUUUGGCAAGGGAGGCGGAUUCGGUUUCGGGAUCGGCAAAGGUGGCGGUGGCGGGAUCGGCGGCGGCCACUGAUGUUGCAGUAUGUACGUUUGGCUCAGCUCUGUUCUGCUGAGGGCCGUUGGUCGUCAUAGUAUUCUGUCGAUGUGAGCAGUACGUGUGAUGAAACAUAUUUUUCCCUUGUAGAAUCUCACCACUAGUAUUUUCUUGUGUCUCCUGUUCUCUCAGGGAGACGUAUUCUCGCGCAUGUACGUUGGUGAUGGAACUGAUGGUAAUAUAUGAGCAUCUUGUAUGUCUUGGUCCAUGCCAGUGUAUGUUCCAGUGAUUUUGAAAUAUAAAUUUGGUACAAGUAAAUAAAACUUCAGAAGCUA